Pseudoliparis swirei is the source of this 2350-nucleotide messenger RNA. RefSeq names its product zinc finger protein 513a (gene znf513a). Gene Ontology annotation, cellular component: nucleus. NCBI's taxonomy places the organism in Eukaryota, Metazoa, Chordata, Actinopteri, Perciformes, Liparidae. The record is from RefSeq and is a predicted model, not a curated record. Gene Ontology annotation, biological process: regulation of gene expression.
AGUCGUUUUGUUGAUGCUGCUGCUGGAUCACAGGCGGAUCACAAAAUCAAUUAAGUUAUGAAAAAUACCAUUAAUUGCCUUUCUUUGUCACCGCAGCUCAUGAAGAAAUGGCGGAUCUCCAGACGUUGUUCAUUUGAGGGCAAACCUUUCGCACCCAAUGGCGCGUAUUCCGACGACAACCAGCACCUCAACCGACAGGAAUAUUUACGUUUUUUAGAUAUACUGAGGAAUAUCUUCCAAACGGAUGACAAUGAGCUGAUGGUUUUGGAAGUCUGCAAGAAGAUCAAAGAGGGAGGCUGUCUGGAAGAUGCCAAGAAAAAAACAACAGAAUCCACAGCCAGUCAAGUUGGAUUCUGAAGAUGGUGUAGCCAUUGAAGCGCCUGGAAACCUCUCCUUAGACACAGACUUCCUUCUCGGACAAGACCUUGAGUUUGGUGAUCCUGAUCGUGACCACAAGAUUCUAGGCCUGGAAAAGUUCUCAGAAGUCGCUGCCGAGAUCGGUUUCUCUGUGUAUCCUCUGGGUGAGGUGAGCCCUGCCUACAGCCAGCUCAGCAUGGAGAGCGAAACAGACAACUCUCGUAGCACCACCGACAACGGGCGGGAAGACGAGGGCGGCGCGGCCCAGUCCUCGCCCACCUUCCCCCCCUACCUGUCCUGCAGGGGCUGCGGACAGCUCCGCGACGACCCCCUGGGGCCGGGCAUCGACCUGGUCGGCCCUUACUGCCUCCGGUGCUGCAAAGCCUCCCGGGAAGCCAAGAGCUCGGACUUCUGUUCCCCUUUCGGAAGCAUGAGCGGGAUCCGCGGCGGGUCCCACCUGCAGCUCGACGGCGACGGCUUGGGCAACGGGAUGGGCGACAAGGCGCUGUCGGCCGAGGACAAACUGGCCAAGCUGCACUCGUGCCACCUCUGCGGCUUCUCGUCGCGCUACGCCAACCACGUGAAGCGCCACAUGAAGACGCACAACGGGGAGAAGCCCUUCAACUGCCCGCUGUGCACGUACGCCUCGGCCCAGCUGGUGAACCUGCAGAGGCACCUGCGCAUUCACACGGGCGAGAAGCCGUACAAGUGCGACAUCUGCACGUUUGCCUGCAGUUCCCUCGGCAACCUCAAGAGGCAUCAGCGCAUGCAUGUGCCCUGUGCGGCCCAUGGGCCGGACGUCCCGGCGCGACCUCCCAUUGGCCAACACAGCCUGAAGAGGCAUGUGAUUGGGCAACGACCCAAUGAAGAAAGCUCUUGUUCUUCAGCUAAGGUUUCAGUCGUUGCAAGGCCGUCUUCAAAUCUGAGUUUGGGAGCCCAGAGCAAUGACUACCUGUCGGCCUUUGAUGGCUUGAAGGGGGCGUCGCCACCACCCAUACCGGCCUCCAACCCGCCUCCCACCCACCCGCCUCCCAGCCACCGUCCUUCCGGCCACCAGCCUCCCGGCCACCAGCCCCCCCCGCUGCUGAACAUCCCAGACGGCGGCGGCGGCGGCAGCAGCAGCCGGGCGACCAGAGGGGGCGUGGCGGACGGCGCCGCCAUGCCCUCGUCUCUCUUCCCCUACACCUGCCGGCUGUGCGGCAUCGUCCUGGAGGACGAGGACGGCUCCUCGGCCCAGAUCUGCGCCAAGUGCACCCUGGAGUUGCUGACGAAGGACUCGUCGUCCUCGCCCAACAGCCCCGGCGAGCGCAGCGACAAGGUGUACACGUGCUCCGCCUGCCCCUUCCUCACGCACUACCCCAACCACCUGGCGCGCCACAUGAAGACUCACAGCGGCGAGAAGCCGUACAAGUGCCCGCAGUGCGACUACGCCUCGGCGCACUUCGACAACCUCAAGCGGCACCACCGCGUGCACACGGGCGAGAAGCCCUACAAGUGCCACCUGUGCGACUACGCCUGCGGGAACCUCGCCAACCUGAAGCGCCACCAGCGGGUCCACUCGGGCGCCAAGCCCUUCCAGUGCGCCGUGUGCAACUACAGCUGCAACCAGAGCAUGAACCUGAAGCGCCACAUGCUGCGGCACACCGGGGAGAAGCCCUACAAGUGCCAGGAGUGCGGCUACACGACGGGCCACUGGGACAACUACAAGAGGCACCAGAAGAAGCACGGCCUGGCCACGGACGGCUGGGUCAAGGUCCCGAUGACCGGCACCGACGAGGACGAGGAGGUCAGGAAGGGGAUGGGACUCGCCGUGGCGAGCCACCGGAAAGAGGCGGCCGCCGACAUGCAGUACAUGUCGAGGGAGGGCGGCCAGACGCUGCACUCGUGCUACAAACUGGAGAUCGCGUGAGAAGGAACUCGGCGAAGAGAAGCUACCAGCAGCGUGUUUUCUUCCACAAAGCCUUUAUAUUGUGUGUGUGUGAAACCUUUUCGU